This is a messenger RNA of Porites evermanni, 2598 nucleotides long. Lineage: Eukaryota; Metazoa; Cnidaria; Anthozoa; Scleractinia; Poritidae. The record is from the annotation of a GenBank genome assembly.
AUGUCUAACCAGUUUGAUAACGGUUUUCAGGGUUCUCAACCCUUUAUAACAGAUAAUGAAUAUAAGAGUUUAUCGUUGGAUCAAUUAAGAUAUAUAUUAAACGAGAAGAAAAAAGAAAUAAAGAAAAACUAUAAACAAUUAAGUGAAAAAGAAAAAAUAAUUAGAGAUAUAAGAAAACUAGAUAAGCUUAAUGAAAAAGUAAAAAAAGGAGUAGAUAUAAAGAAGGAUUAUAAGAAAAAGAAAGAUACAACUAAAAAGAAAAAGAUAAAAACAUUUGAUGAGUAUUUUGCGGAAUGUAUAAAAAAUAAAGAAAUACCCAAAGAUACUCCACUCUAUUUAAGAGAAGCUCUUGAACGUGCAAUGAGAGAAUAUGACCAAGGACUUGUAAAAGAAAAAUCAUCUCUUUCAGGUUUUGCAAAUAAAUACAUAAUUGAAGGAGUUUUUGGUUUUAAACCGGAAGAAUUUUUUGAAAAUAUAAAUGAAACUUUAGUUGAUUUUUUUACUUAUCAUAGAAAUAUAAAAUUAAAGUUAGUUUUAGUUUGCUUAAUGGAAAAACAAGAAAUAGAAAAAACACAAGGUAUUAUAGAUAUAAAAGAAGAUAAGGCUUAUUUUAAUUCACCAACAUUUAAUAAUCUAAAAUCAGAUAAUGUUCAACGUUUAAUAGAUAUUAGUAAAGAAACUAUUUUAGGACAAAUGGAAGCGUAUUCAGAAAAAGGAAGUAAUUGGGUUUUUAAAGAAGUGGUAAAAUUAGAAAUUCAUACUGUUGAGUAUAACCCAAAUAAAGGAUCGUCUUAUAUUGAUCUUCCAAGUUGGAUAAAAAAUAAAAAAGCAAUUGUUAACAUUAAAAAUAAAGAUGAUAAAUGCUUUCUUUGGUGUAUACUUAGAUAUCUUCAUCCAAGAGAGAGAGAUGAGGAAAGAAUAAAUGAUUUAAAGAAGUAUGAGUUUUCACUUAACACUAAAGGAAUUACUUUUCCAAUGAAAGUAAAUAAUAUCACUCAAUUUGAGAAACUUAAUCCAGAACUUCCAGGAAUAAAUGUUUUUUCUAAUGAUGAUAAAAUGAUUAUUUAUCCUUUGAGAGAGGCAAAGAGAGAUUGUAAAAAUACUAUUGAUUUAUUUUUGUAUGAAGAAGAUGGUGCCUCACAUUAUACUCUUAUUAAAAAUUUUCAUAGGUUGAUAAGAUCUCAAAAAACUACAAGUCAUAAUGGUGAAAUAUUUAUUUGUAAGAGAUGUUUUAGUCAUUACACUAAAGAAGAAUUAUUAGAAAAACAUAUUAAAUAUUGUUCUAACAAUCAAACAGCACUUAUAACAAUGCCUGAACCAAACACAAUGUUAUACUUUAAAAAUUAUCACAAAAAACUUCCUGUUCCUUUUGUAGUUUAUGCAGAUUUUGAAUGUUUUACUAAACCAAUGAAUAGUUGCAGUCCUAAUCCAAAAGAAUCUUAUAAUUAUAAUUAUCAGAAACAUGAACCAUCAGGAUUUUGUUUUUAUGUAAGGGGAGUAGUAGAUAAAAAAAUUAAACCAAUUAUUUAUACAAAAACCUCUGAAGAUGAGGAUAUAUCAAAAGUAUUUGUGGAAAAACUUGAGGAAGUUACUAAAGGAAUUUAUAAUGAUUUUUAUCAAAAACCAAAACCUCUUAAACUAAAUAAGGAAGAACAAAAAUCAUUUGAGAAAGCAGUUAACUGUCAUAUUUGUAACCAAGAAUUAAAAGAGGAUAAAGUUAGAGAUCAUUGUCAUUUUACAGGUCAGUAUCGCGGAGCAGCACAUAACAAAUGUAAUCUUAUGUGUAAAAAACCAAAAGUAUUACCAGUUAUAUUUCACAAUCUUCAAGGAUAUGAUGCUCAUUUGUUUAUAAAACAACUUGCUAGAUUAGAAGGAGAUUUAAGUUGUAUUCCAUCAACAGAAGAAAAAUAUAUUUCUUUUUCUAAAAGUAUUAAAGUUGGUGAGUAUUAUUGCUUAAAACUUGGAAAAAUGUGCCCAAUAAAUUUUGAAAUACGAUUUUUAGAUUCAUUCAAGUUUCUUCAAACAUCACUUGCCAAUCUUGUUUCAAAUUUAUCAGCAGAUGACUUUCAUAAUACAAAUCAUAUAUUCAAGAAAAAUGUAGAAUUACUAACUCGUAAGGGAGUUUAUCCUUAUGAUUAUGUUUCAUCACUUGAUAAAUUAUCAGAAACACAAUUACCACCCAAAAAGGAAUUCUACUCCCAACUUUAUGACGAAGAUAUUAGUGAUGAUGAUUACCAACAUGCAAUUAAAGUCUGGAAUACAUUUGAAUGUAAAUCAAUAAGAGAUUAUCACAAUCUUUACCUAAAAUCUGAUGUAUUACUUCUAGCAGAUGUAUUUGAAAACUUUAGAAAAACUUGUCUCAAACAUUACAAAUUAGAUCCAGUUCACUAUUACACAUCCCCAGGUCUAGCUUGGGAUGCAUGUCUAAAAGAAACAGGACAGCAAUUACAGUUACUUCAUGAUUAUGAUAUGUUAAUGAUGUUUGAGCAAGGUAUUCGUGGUGGUAUAACACACAUAUCAAAAAGAUAUGCGGAAGCGAAUAACAAAUAUAUGAAAGAUUACAAUCCUGGAAAGGAGUCAACAUUUAUUCAAUAUUAA